AUGCCCGUGAUGGAGGGCGACACCUCGCAGGAGGCUGCGUCGGCCGACACUCCUGCCACCACGGCUGCAUCGGACGAGCGGGCGCGACCGCUUGCUUCAUUCAGACUGCCGGCGUUUGCCCCGGACGAGGCGGACCUCUGGCUGCUCCAAGUUGAAUGUGCGUUCGACGUGGCUGGCAUUGCCGAUCCCGUCACAAAGUUCAAGCUGCUGGUGGCAAAUCUGCCUACCAACGUGGCGGCCCAAGUACGGGACGUUAUCGUCAGUGCACCAGGAGACUUCGACGGGCUGUGCACUGCCCUCCGCCAGCGCCUCGCCCAGUCCCGUGCCAGCCGCCUCGAGGCCCUGCUCCGGCAUCAACAGCUCGGCGACAGGUCGCCUUCCCAGCUUCUUCGCGAUAUGAGAGGACAACUUUCAACGGCUGGCGACUCGUCGGUGGACAGUGGCCUACUGAGGACCCUGUUCCUCCAGCGGCUGCCGCAGUCCGCCCGCGCCGCUCUCUCGCUCCUGCCGGAGGCCACUCCGCUGGCAGAGCUCGCAGAGGCGGCUGACCGCUUCCUGGAGGCGUCUCGGCCCACUGGCGCCGUCUCCGCCGUCGGUGCGAACUCCAGCCCGGCUCCUGCGGCCACGACUGGGGACGGAGAUCUAGCUGCCGCCAUCGCUUCCCUGUCCGCCGUCAUCAGCCGGCUGGACACCUCCCAUCGGCGGUUGGAGGGGGCAGUUGCUGGUCGCCGCUCGCGGCCAGGAACGCCUAGGCGUGGCUCCCGGUCGUCCUCGCCCUCCCGCGACGAGCGGGAGGAUUACUGCUGGUACCACCGCACCUACGGAGCGCGGGCCCGAAAGUGCACUGGGCCGUGUGCGUGGACGCCGGCGGGAAACUCGGAGGCCUGA
Amphibalanus amphitrite is the source of this 888-nucleotide messenger RNA. RefSeq lists its product as uncharacterized. The transcript has a single exon. NCBI's taxonomy places the organism in Eukaryota, Metazoa, Arthropoda, Thecostraca, Balanomorpha, Balanidae. Bases 1 to 888 code for a protein of 295 amino acids. The record is from RefSeq and is a predicted model, not a curated record.